Messenger RNA from Raphanus sativus (radish), 5047 nucleotides. RefSeq names its product NAD-dependent malic enzyme 2, mitochondrial. Gene Ontology annotation, molecular function: malate dehydrogenase (decarboxylating) (NAD+) activity; NAD binding. The record is from RefSeq and is a predicted model, not a curated record. NCBI's taxonomy places the organism in Eukaryota, Viridiplantae, Streptophyta, Magnoliopsida, Brassicales, Brassicaceae. Gene Ontology annotation, biological process: pyruvate metabolic process; malate metabolic process. Gene Ontology annotation, cellular component: mitochondrion.
ACUCUUUUUUUUUCUCCGGAGGAGACAGAUCAUCGAAUCAUCAUCUCUAGCUUUACUCUGUUCUGUUUCUCUAUACGAUUAUACCAUUUUCCUUCUAUUUCAUUAGUCUUUUUAUUUCAAUUUCGACAUUCAGGAUUUUUUAUUUCACUUUUUGGUGCUUAUUUAGGGAUUUUAUUUCAAUUUUUAAGGGUUUUUGAAUCUGCAUUGCGAUCCUUCCGAUGGAUCUUCUUCAAAGUCGCAAUCUUGGUGAAUCCACGAUCCUUAAUUUGAUUUUUUUCCGUGCAGAGUCGUCUUCUUCAAUCCGCAUAUCCUAUCUGACAGGGACGAACCAGACCUCACUGCGUCUCGAGCUCGUUCCGUGGGAUCUCGACUCUCUCCUCACCCUCGAAAUCCACUUGCAGCGACAGGUUGCAGAUCUUCCUCGAGGCUCCACGGUUUCGAUCUGCAGGACAAGGAUCCGCUGUGUCAGUCUCUAUUCUAUCUCACAACACCUUUCUUCCCCAGGUACCGUACUUCCUCUUUCUUUAAACUUUUUAUAAAAAAAGUAAGAAUAAUCGGUUUACUAUAAGAACACUAAUGCUUGAAAACAAGUACUACUUCUUAUAGCUUGUCUUUUCUAGUAUUCACCCCUCUAUAGUUAAUUUGUUUUCUGUUAACAUGUCUUUUCUUUAUCUUAUCAACUUCAGUUUUACUCGUUUCAUUUUUUUCUUUGUAUGUUGAUUUUUUUCCCUUUCAAAUUCGCUUUGUUUUCUAUGUCUUUAGCGUUGAGUUUUAUUUUAUUCUAUUUAUACUCAAAACGAGGUAAUCUUAAUUACCUCUCUAAAGUGUCCCUGAUGCUAUUGAGUUUGUCCCAUGGUUUCUUAGUUGCCAGAGCUAUAAGUAAAUGAUCCAUAACAAGGUAAUCUUAAUUACCUCUCUAAAAUGUCCCUGAUGCCACAAUGUGAAUUGAGUUUGUCCCACGGUUUCUUAGUUGCCCGAGCUAUAAGCAAAUGACUCAAAAUGAGGUAAUCUUAAUUACCUCUCUAAAGUGUCUCUGAUGCCAUUGAGUUUGUCCCGAGCUAUAAGAAAAUGACUCAAAAUGAGGUAAUCUUAAUUACCUCUCUAAAAUGUCCCUGAUGCCAUUGAGUUUGUCCCGAGCUAUAAGCAAAUGACUCAAAAUGAGGUAAUCUUAAUUACCUCUCUAAAGUGUCUCUGAUGCCAUUGAGUUUGUCCCACGGUUUCUUAGUUUCACGAGCUAUAAGCAAAUGACUCAUAACGAGGUAAUCUUAAUUACCUCUCUAAAAUGUCCCUGAUGUCAGAACAAAGAGAAGGUUGUCCCGUUUGUUUAUAAGACUCGUUUCCUAGUCUCUGAGCUAUAAUCAAAAUGCUUUGAAACAAGGUAAUCUUAAUUACCUUUCAUAAAAGAAAUGUCCCUGAUAAUUGAACAAAACAAAGAGCUUGACCCGUGGUUAACUAGUCACAAAUGCCUCGUAUUGCAGAUUGCCUCUUUGAAGAGUGUCCCAUGGUUCAAAGAUCUUGUCCCACGGUUCUAUAAACAAAUGCCUCGUCUUAGGAUCAAGGUAGUCAUUACCUUGAAACGUCCCUGAUGAGCUUGUUCAGAUUCUUUGAAUAACACAAAUGACUCUGAGAUGUCCCUGAUGAUUGAACAAAGAGCUUGCCCUGUGGUUAACUAGUCACAAAUGCCUCGUACUGCAGGUAAUUUUAAUUACCUCUUUGAAGUGUCCCAUGGUUCAAAGAGCAGCUUGUCCCACGGUUCUCUGUAACAAGGUAAUCUUAAUUACCUUUCAGUGUCCAUGAUGAUAGGACUAAGAGCUUGCCCCUCUGUUUCCUAGUGACAAUACAAUUGUGAAAGUCUUUGGCUCUAUAUCACAAUAGAGCUAGUCCUAUAAACAAAUGCCUCUAACGAGGUAAUCUUAAUUACCUCUUUGAUAUGUCCCUGAUGCCAUAACAAAGUUUAUAAAACUCGUUUCAUAGUUUCAGAGCUAUAAUGAAAAUUCUAUGAAACAAGGUAAUUUUAAUUACCUUUCUGAAAUGUCCCUGAAGAUAAAACACAGAGCUUGCCCUAGUGGAGAAUGUCUAUGAAUGAUCCAUAACACAAAUGAGCUUGUCUCUGAAUAAGUCGAUUUUCCUUGUCACCCAAGCUCUAUACAAAUGACUCGUGACGAGGUAAAUUUAAUUACUUCUCUGAAACGUCCCUGAUGCCAAAACACAAGCGAGCUUGUCAUGUUGCCAAAUGACUUGUAAACGAGGUAAUCUCAAUUACCUCUCUAACACGUCCCUGAUGCCAGAACCCAAAUGAGGUUGUCCCGCUUUUUUUAUAGAACUUGUUUCCUAGUCUCAGAGAUAUAAUCAAAUGCUCUGAAACAAGGAGCUUUUCCCACGAUGUCCUGGUCACAGUAGAACUGGGAGUGUCCCUGCUACCAUAACACAAAUGUGUUGUCCCUGGUAAUGUUGGUUUCCUAGUCAACCGAGCUAUAAACAAAUGCUUCAUAACAGAAAACAAGUGAGCUUGUCAUGCGGUAGAGUCAAGAAUGUCCCUGCCUAACUCGGUUUCCUAGUCACCCCAGCUCUUAACCAAUGUCUCGAAAUCAGGUAAUCUUAAUUACCUAUGUCCCUGACGACAGAACUCAAGUGAGCUUAUCAGGUAAUCUUAAUUACCUCUCUGAAACGUCCCUAUGUCACCUAACGCUAGAUUGCAAAUGAGGUUGUCCCUUUGGGCUACUUUGGAUCCUGGUUACCUGAGUUAAACACUUGGAGUUGCUUGAAUGUCCCUGAUUCUACACGAACAAGCUUGUCCCUGAAUAAGUUGGCUUUUCUAAUCAACCGAGCUAUAAGCAAAUAAGGUAAUGUUAAUUACCUUUCUAAAAUGUCCUUGAUGAUAGAACACAGAGCUUGUCCCAUGGUUUUCUAGUCUCAAAAGCUCUGAAACAAGGUAAUCUCAAAAUGAUUGAACAAAGAGUUGUUCCUGUGGUAAACUGGUCACAAAGAUAAACAAAUGCCUCGUACUAUAGGUAAUUCUAAUUACCUUUCCGAAAUGUCCCUGAUGACAGAACACAUGUGGCUUGUCCUGCGGAAUUUCCAUGCAUAACUCGGUUUUCCUAGUCACUCGGCCUUUAAACAAAUGCCUCGUAACAAGGUAAUCUUAAUUACCUCUCUGAAAAGUUCCUACUAGUUACCAGAGUUAAACACUUGGAGUUGCUUGAUAUCCUAGUCACUCAAGUGAAAUUAAAAGCCAAACGAAAGUCCCAUAAUGCUAAAAUGCAAAUGAGGCUGUCACACCUUAUUAAUUACUCUAUCCUCUGGAAUUGCUUGAGAUCCUAGUCACUCAAGCUAAAUGAAAGCCAAGAGACUAAAGGAUACAAAUGAUGAGGUUUCUGGUCACUUAAGUUAAACACAAAAGGCCUCGCGCCAGGUCUAAUGAAAAUGCUCAAACCAAAUAGAAAAAAAAAACAAAAGAACUGCCGAGUUUCUAGAAUGAAAAUGAGAUUUGGCUGCCUCUGUUCCUUGUCAUCAACACAAUCUUCCUAGUGUUGAGAGAUGAGGUUGACCUCAGUAGUACAAAUUCAUUGUGUUUACACACUAUCGGAAUUAGUGACCAAACAUACAGAAGAUCAGUACAAGAAUUUAAUGUUAUUUUUCCAUUUGAACAAGCUUACCAUGUCGUCUAACUCCAUCUUUCUAUCUUUUUUUUUUUUUGCAUGUAGUUCUCUUCUGGGUUUCAAAGAUCACGCCAAGAGUUCAGAAGAUCUUGGCGUCCAAGGUAUUGGUAUUCCUAUUGGAAAGCUUGACAUGUACGUCGCUGCUGCUGGAAUCAAUCCACUCAGAGUUUUGCCAAUUAUGUUGGAUGUGGACACCAAUAAUCAAAAGCUCCUACAGAAUCCUCUCUAUUUAUUAGGACUUAAACAGCCUAGGUUGGAAGGAGAUGAGUACCUUGAGAUUAUUGAUGAAUUUAUGGAAGCUGCAUUCACUCGUUGGCCUAAGGCUGUCGUACAGUUUGAAGAUUUCCAAGCGAAAUGGGCUUUUGAAACUUUGGAAAGAUAUCGGAACAAGUUUUGCAUGUUCAAUGAUGAUGUCCAGGGAACUGCUGGUGUUGCUCUCGCUGGACUAUUGGGAACUGUAAGAGCCCAAGGUCGGCUUGUCAAUCAAAAGAUUGUUGUGGUGGGAGCUGGAAGUGCCGGUCUCGGUGUAACUAAGAUGGCAGUACAGGCAGUUGCGAGAAUGGCUGGCAUCAGCUUCGCUGAAGCAACUAAAAACUUUUACCUGAUAGAUAAAGAUGGUCUUGUCACCACGGAGAGGUCAAAACUUGACCCACCAGCUGAGAUACGUGAGGGAGCAAGUAUCGUUGAAGUGGUAAAGACAGUGAGGCCACAUGUUCUUCUUGGUUUAUCUGGAGUUGGUGGCAUCUUCAAUGAAGAAGUCCUCAAGGCAAUGCGAGAAUCUGAUUCAUGCAAACUCGCCAUUUUUGCUAUGUCGAAUCCCACCUUAAAUGCCGAGUGCACUGCUGCUGAUGCUUUUAAGCACGCCGGAGAAAACAUAGUCUUUGGAAGUGGAUUCAACUUGGUAUGCUAUAAGAAUGGUAACGUUGGGCAUGUGAAUCAGGCCAACAACAUGUACCUUUUCCCCGGGAUCGGGUUAGGGACUCUUCUAUCCGGUGCACGGAUUGUGACUGAUGGAAUGCUGCUAGCAGCUGCUGAAUGCCUUGCUUCUUACAUGACUGACGAAGAAGUCCAAAAAGGCAUCCUUUACCCUUCAAUCAACAACAUCCGACACAUAAUAGCAGAGGUUGGGGCAGCUGUUCUACGAGCUGCCGUAUGCGAUGACAUAGUAGAAGGGCAUGGGGAUGUUGGUCCCAGAGAUCUCAGUCACAUGUCUAAGGAGGAGACAGUUGAUUACAUAACAAGGAACAUGUGGUUUCCAAUUUACAGCCCUAUCGUGCACGAGAAAUAGACAAAUAGUGACUCUUAGAACUCUUUCUCCAAAAGACCCCAACAAACAAGGAAUAAUCUUGUAUCAUUUGCGAUCAACAAAAACAACAUUCUUUCUUUCA